AUGCGGCAGUUAAAGCCCAACUGGACGCUCACCUUUCAACGCACGUCUGUGAAAAACCCCGAGACCAUCAAGCCCUUCCCGCUCACCCUUCCCCUCCCUCUCUCUUCCCGCCCCUCUCUUCCACCCCUAUCUUUCGCCUCAUGCGCGGCAGUUAAAGCCCAACUGGACGCUCUUCUACUACCGCACGUCUGUCAAGAACCCCGAGACCAUCAAGCCAUUCCCACCGGGCCUCCGCAUGCUCACCGGCAACCCCUUCGCUGGCAAUGUGCGUUCUCUUGCCAUGCCACUGCCACUGCUGCUGCGCGCAAGCUUGCGCAACAUGGACUCUGCUCAUUACUCUCUCGUCGUUUGUUUGGAAUGUUACAUUCGUUCAUCAUCUCUCCUUCCCUCUUACCCUCUCUCAGCCGAGAACCCUUCGAUCUAUUCCUUUGUCAUCCCAACUCCCACGGCAUGCCCCCCUCCCCUUCCCUCCCCCCUCUUCACCCUCCCCCCUCUUCCGUCGUGCACUUCCCUCCUACUAGGAGGCAGAAGCAAGGCGGAGACAACCCCCCCUUUCAACCCUCGUCUCCCCCACUCUCCUCCUUCCCCCCCUCUCCCCCUUCGCAGAAGCAAGCCGACGACUUGGCAAACAAACAAGCCAACGAUCUCGCAAAUGUCGAGUGGUGGUGCGGCGAGCGCGGAAAGCACGGCAACGACUUUCCGCACCAGAAGUGCCCCCAGGGGGACCAGCUGAUCGCGAAAAUCAACUUCCCGGUCUGCUGGGACGGCAAGAACAUCGACAGCGCGGAUCACCGAACCCACGUGGUGCAUAUUCCGCUCAACACCACGUGUCCGUCGUCCCAUCCCGUCGCGCUGCCACGAAUCAGCAUCAAGGUUUACUAUCCGGUUAGCAGCGAUUUGGAUUUAACGUGGCCAAAAGAUGGGGUGAAGGGGAACCCUGCGGUGUAUUUGUCAACGGUGCAGAGCGGUGGAACCGGCAGCCCGUAUGAGUACCACAGCGAUUUCAUCAACGGGUGGGAUCAGAAGGUUCUGACUCGCCUCGUUACGGACUGCAUCAAUAAGAAUAAGAAGUGCCUGGCGCAGGAAGACAAUGUGUAG
This is a messenger RNA of Closterium sp. Naga37s-1, 1098 nucleotides long. The record is from the annotation of a GenBank genome assembly. Lineage: Eukaryota; Viridiplantae; Streptophyta; Zygnematophyceae; Desmidiales; Closteriaceae.